Messenger RNA from Miniopterus natalensis, 5773 nucleotides. NCBI's taxonomy places the organism in Eukaryota, Metazoa, Chordata, Mammalia, Chiroptera, Miniopteridae. The record is from RefSeq and is a predicted model, not a curated record.
UGCGCCGCCUCGCGGGGAUGAAGCACCGGCCGUGAAGAUGGAGGUGACCUGCCUUCUACUUCUGGCGCUGAUCCCCUUACACUGCCGAGGACAAGGAGUCUACGCUCCAGCCCAGGCCCAGAUUGUCCACGCGGGCCAGGCGUGUGUGGUGAAAGAAGACAACAUCAGUGAGCGCGUCUACACCAUCCGGGAGGGUGACACCCUCGUGCUGCAAUGCCUUGUCACCGGGCACCCUCGGCCCCAGGCUUGUUCAGAAGUGAAAGCAACGCUGCCAGCCUUCAGGCUGGUGUUUGUGUCAGAUGUGACUAUCAGGGAUGGCUCUCCCGACGCCAGGGAGGCAGCUGGGCCAUCUUCCCCUGAGGCUGCGCUGGCCAUCUACCUGGACGAGCCAGUGCUGACGGUGCACCAGACAGUGAGCGAUGUUCGAGGCAACUUCUACCAGGAGAAGACAGUGUUCCUGCGCUGCACCGUCAACUCCAACCCUCCUGCCCGCUUUAUCUGGAAGCGGGGCUCUGACACCCUGUCCCACAGCCAGGACAACGGAGUUGACAUCUAUGAGCCCCUCUACACCCAGGGGGAGACCAAGGUCCUGAAGCUGAAGAACCUUCGGCCCCAGGAUUACGCGAGCUACACCUGCCAGGUGUCUGUACGCAACGUGUGUGGCAUCCCGGACAAGGCCAUCACUUUCCGGCUCACCAACACCACGGCACCACCAGCCCUGAAGCUGUCUGUGAAUGAAACUCUGGUGGUGAACCCUGGGGAGAAUGUGACGGUGCAGUGUCUGCUGACAGGCGGUGAUCCCCUACCCCAGCUGCAGUGGUCCCAUGGGCCAGGCCCGCUGCCCCUGGGGGCUCUGGCCCAGGGUGGCAUCCUCAGCAUCCCUUCAGUGCAGGCCCCGGACUCUGGCUACUACAACUGCACAGCCACCAACAAUGUGGGCAACCCCGCCAAGAAGACUGUCAACCUGCUGGUGCGAUCCAUGAAGAACGCCACGUUCCAGAUCACUCCAGACGUGAUCAAAGAAAGUGAGAACAUACAGCUGGGCCAGGACCUGAAGCUGUCAUGCCAUGUGGAUGCAGUGCCCCAGGAGAAGGUGACCUACCAGUGGUUCAAGAAUGGCAAGCCAGCACGCAUGUCCAAGAGGCUGCUGGUGACCCGAAACGACCCUGAGUUGCCCGCUGUCACGAGCAGCCUAGAGCUCAUUGACCUGCACUUCAGCGACUACGGCACCUACCUGUGUGUGGCUUCCUUCCCAGGAGCACCUGUCCCUGACCUGAGCGUCGAGGUCAACAUCUCCUCUGAGACAGUGCCACCCACCAUCAGUGUGCCCAAGGGCAGGGCAGUGGUGACCGUGCGCGAGGGCUCCCCCGCAGAGCUGCAGUGCGAGGUGCGGGGCAAGCCACGGCCGCCCGUGCUCUGGUCCCGCGUGGACAAGGAGGCUGCUCUGCUGCCCUCGGGGCUGCCUUUGGAAGAGACCCCGGACGGGAAGCUGCGGCUGGAGCGCGUGAACCGCGACAUGAGUGGGACCUACCGCUGCCAGACCGCUCGCUAUAAUGGCUUCAACGUGCGCCCCCGCGAGGCCCAGGUGCAGCUGAACGUGCAGUUCCCACCCGAGGUGGAGCCCAGCUCCCAAGACGUGCGCCAGGCUCUGGGCCGGCCCGUGCUCCUGCGCUGCUCGCUCCUCCGAGGCAGCCCCCAGCGCAUCGCCUCGGCCGUGUGGCGCUUCAAAGGGCAGCUGCUGCCUCCGCCGCCCGCCAUCCCCGUCGAGACCUCCGACCACUCGGAGCUUCGCCUCGACGCCGUCACCCGCGACAGCAGCGGCAGCUACGAGUGCAGCGUCUCCAACGACGUGGGCUCCGCGGUCUGCCUCUUCCAGGUCUCCGCCAAAGCCUACAGCCCGGAGUUUUACUUCGACACCCCCAACCCCACCCGCAGCCACAAGCUGUCCAAGAACUACUCCUACGUGCUGCAGUGGACCCAGAGGGAACCUGACGCUGUUGACCCCGUGCUCAACUACAGACUCAGUGUCCGCCAGUUGAAUCAGCACAGCGCCAUGGUGAAGGCCAUCCCAGUGCGGCGUGUGGAGAAGGGGCAGCUGCUGGAGUACAUCCUGACCGACCUCCGCGUGCCUCACAGCUACGAGAUCCGGCUCACGCCCUACACCACCUUUGGGGCCGGGGACAUGGCAUCUCGUAUCAUCCACUACACAGAGCCUAUCAACUCUCCCAAUCUGUCAGACAACACCUGCCACUUUGAGGAUGAGAAGAUCUGUGGCUACACCCAAGACCUGACAGACAACUUUGACUGGACACGGCAGAACGCCCUAACCCAGAACCCCAAGCGUUCUCCCAACACUGGCCCCCCCACUGACAUCAGCGGCACCCCUGAGGGCUACUACAUGUUCAUUGAGACUUCAAGGCCCCGGGAACUGGGGGACCGUGCGCGGUUGGUGAGUCCCCUGUACAACGCCAGCGCCAAGUUCUACUGCGUGUCCUUCUUCUACCACAUGUACGGGAAGCACAUCGGCUCCCUCAACCUCCUGGUGCGGUCUCGGAGCAAAGGGGCCCUGGACACCCACGCUUGGUCCCUCAGUGGCAAUAAGGGCAACGCAUGGCAGCAAGCCCAUGUGCCUAUCAACCCAAGCGGACCCUUCCAGAUUAUUUUUGAGGGGGUUCGAGGCUCGGGCUACCUGGGAGAUAUCGCCAUAGAUGAUGUCACACUGAAGAAGGGAGAGUGUCCCCGGAAGCAGAUGGAUCCCAAUAAAGUGGUGGUGAUGCCGGGCAGUGGAGUGCCCCGCCAGCCCCACCCGCAGCUCUGGGGGCCCGUGGCCAUCUUCCUCUUGGCGCUGCAGAGAUGAUGAGAGCUACGUGGCCCCCCACCCCGCCCCUGGCACACCAAAGUGUCUGCAUCGUACCAAAGACUGACCCCCGCCAGCCGGGGUGCCUGGGGCAGGGCCAGCCCACCAGGGAGGGGCCCACGUUGGCUGCGAGGAUGAGCAGAGAACAAGGACAGAGGCCCGCGCUGAGGCCCUGCAGACAGUUGUUCAAGACACGCACACAUUCACACACUCACACCCACACUCACACAGAGAUAUAUUAAAGCACAAGUUUCUACUCGACCUGCCAGCCAGCACCUUCUUUACUGCAGAGACAGGGGACUCACCUGAAUGGUUUCUGCCACCCCAGGGACCUCGGCACCGUGCAGGCCUUGUCCAGGCUGUACCCAUGGUGUUUCUGCUCUCACUCCAUCCCUAACUUAAGGCUGAAUUCCAGCCCCUGUGGCUUUACCAGAAAAGGAGCAGGCACAGGAGCCUUGCCCUUGACUGGACUCUGGGACUCCCUGGGAUGGGGGAGGCUGGGGUCAGAUGGGGCCAGGGGGACUUUGUGAGCUCUGUGAAUGUCCCAAUGCAGAGGACAAGGAAGGUGAGGCACCUGCUGCUUGCAACUCUGUUCCUGGGGCAAGGGCCAGAAGGUCACCUAGGUCCCCUGACCUGUUCCUGGGAUGUCAUAUUCCCCCUUCUCUGUGCCCCCUUUGAAGGGACUCAGCAUGGGGUCUUGGGCCUGGCAGUCUGAAGAUUGGCACCUUCCCCUGCUACUCCACGUCCCGUGAAGCAUCUGGAUUCCUGAGCACACCGCCCCACCCCAGCAGGCUGGCCUAACCUCUGCCCCAGCGCAUCUCCGAAGAGCCAGGGCAGUGGUGGCCAGGCCCUCUUCUGGGGUGAGGCUUGACUCUGAAAGGGGCAGAGAAGUCCCUUUCACAAUUUGUGUCCCAUGUCUGACACUGAACUUGGGAGUGGAGUGGAGCCUCCGUUUCUUUUGUACUUGGCAUGAGGGUUGCCCGGGUUGGGAGGGUGCGUGUAGGGCGGCUGCCCUGCCCUCCUCCACUGGAAUCGCUGUCCAGUGCGCCGCUCCCAGGGUCAGUGAAGGAGGAGGAGUCUGUAGAGCUGGGGUGAGGGUUGGGUAGUUGCUGGUCACCCUGCUCCCUGGGAGCUGAGCUCAUGCCCCCAGCAUCCUGUCCCUGGGCCCCGGGCCAGGAGCCUGAGUGGUGCAUGAUGGGAUCUAGACCUCUCCUCCUCAGCAUCGCCCCCGAGCCCCCACCCAGCUGACCGUGGGAGAGAGGAGGCCGGCCCCUUCCAGGGUGAGUCUUCACACGUGUGGGCACGUGGCCAUGUGUCUGUGGGUGUGUACAUGUGUGUGCAUGUAUGGGCGUGUUUGUAUCUGUGUAGCACUGUGGGUACAUCUCUGGGCACGAGUGUGUGCAAAUCCGAGUGUGCGUGUGCAGUGAGGCGUAUCUGUGAGGCUGGGUCGGCACCUCUUCCCUGUGAGUGCCUACAAACGUCAGCAUGCAUGUCCACCCUCAGGAAUGACAGAAACACUCGUGGGCGCUGGCCAGGUGGACCACUCUAACCCCAUUCUGUAGUCUCAACUCCUGCCACCACCUGAGUUUCUACCUUUCAUCCUCUGUGAAUGACAAAGAGCUUACAGAUGACCCUACUGGAAUUCGAGCACCUUUGGAAGGGGGUGUCACCUGGCUUCUCCUGGAGCAUUUGGUGGGGACAGCUGCAGAGAAGAGGCAGCAAUGCCAGGAGGCAGGCAGGGAACCAAAGCGAAUGCUGCCCAUCUCGCCACCCUGCCAGGCCCGUGUUACCAUCAUCACCAAUAGCUGGUGGGCGGUGGGCCAGGGCUGGAGCAGAGUCUCCUGACCCGACCAGCCUGGCUGCCUUCCUAGCCCAGCCAAGGCCUCUGUCCGAAAUGAGUGGCUCCAGGUUCCCAAAACACACCUCCAUCACGUCUGCUGGGUAUUGCUCCUUAAUUGUCCCAUCUGUGCAGGGUCUGUUGUCCCAGCUAGACUGUGAGCUCCUCCUCUGAGCCCUCCAACCCUUUCCCCACCCCAUCCCGCCCUUACGACCGGCACAGUGGGCCUAUCUUGGAAACACUCACCAGGCUUUGCCAGAAGGGUGGAAUCUAUCAACCGGAGCUUCCCAAGCCCAGCUGCAGGUCAGAACCAGCCAAGCGUCUGUGAGAAAGCACAGUGCUUGAGCCCACUCCAGAGGUUCUGCUUUAAUUGGACUGGCAUGUGGCCUGACAUCAUACGUAUUUGAAAGCUCCUCAGGAGAACCCAAGGGUGGGAACGACUGGCCUACCACCUGCAGGUGCUUCCUCUGUGCCCUCGGGGGUGGGGCUGAUGACUCAGAGAAGAAAAACCCUGAGAGCUUCCCCCUGAAGCUCCAUGGUGCCCAGGCCUACUUCCCUCUGGUGGUCUUUGAAUAGAUCUAUCCCCUGCCCUGGCUGCUUCACGAUGGGGACCCUGUCAUAUGUUCACCUCCAUAUCCAUAGAGUCUGAGGCAGAAAAGAUACUUGACACAUGCCAGCUGAACUGAACUGCACGCAUGCAGCCCCUGAGUUUCUGGUCUGGAGAGAGGACCUGGUGACAUAGACAGAGAAUGCAAGGCGAGCACUGCCAGAGGGAGACUGCAACAGCCCGGGGCAGCCCUGAGAGGCUGGCUGGCCUUGGGCCAACAGCUUGCCUGAGUGAGAUGCUGAGGUCCCUGGUCCUCCAGCGCAGGAGUGUGAGGUUGGUGUGUGUGUGUGUCAUGUGAGUGCCUAGGGUGUGCCAGUCUGUGUGUAUUGUGUUGCGUCAGGAGGUCUGCAAGGAAUGAGUGCCUUUGUGUGUCCCUGGGAAACUUGUAGCUCUGUGUUUGUGAGUCAGCACCUAUGUCAGUGUUGUUUGUGUUGUGAUCUUUGUAUGCCAUUGGGUGUCAGCAUCUUUGUGU